UUCCUUUUUCCUGCCCUUGGAAGCAGCACGAGACUGUCUGUUCGGGAUCAUAACAUGGCUAAACUGAGCAAAGAGAGCAAACAGCGGCUGCAGCAGCUGUUCCAGUGCGGCCAGUUUGUCAUCCGAUGGGGUUUUAUUCCAACCGUGCUGUACCUCGGUUUCAAACGAGGAGCAGAUCCAGGGAUGCCUGAACCUACUUUCUUAAGCUUGCUCUGGGGCUGAGGAACAUCUUCACACGACCAAUCCCUAACCAUCAACCAAACCAUGUGACCCACCUGUGACUGGACGAAAUGGACUUCUUUUGCUUUCCCCUCUAAAAAUAAUAAUGAUCAGAUGACAUUUGUACAUUGUUUCUCACUAUCUGUAAAGUAUUGAUUGGAUGUUAUCCAUUUCCAUGUAGUCUGUAACUAUGGUACAUGUACAGAGAUGUGUGAACAGGUUUGUCCCUUGAAAUACACGCUGAUUGGACUAUCAGUUGGAGGGUUAUUUUUUGUUAAUGCGAAGCACUGAUGUUUGUUUCCUGUUUUUUUCUUAGUUUUUAUUUGUAAUUUAACAUUUCUGAAAAUAAAUCCUCAAAGAAACGACUCUUUUCUUCCUUAAUAUAAACAAUCCAGUCGCUUUCAUGCAGAAGAAACUGAUAGCAAAUAUUUUACUGAGCAAUUAUAAAGUUUUGAUAUAUCAAAUGUAUCAAUCUUACAUGGUAAUGAUGAGUCAUAGUCAUAGAUUAACGGGAACAUUUUCCGUCCACCUUUAAAUGUGUGUGUAUAAAUGUGUUGAGUUGACUGAUCUAAAUCUAAGUGUCAAGAUUCAUGCAUUUGCAGAAUGCGCUGCUGCGUUGAAAUGUGUGAAAUGUUGGGGAAAGAAUAAGUCCUUGCUUUUUAUGCAAAUGAUUUUUUUUUUUAUUUCAGCAUAUGCAAAAAAUAAAGUCAGUUGUGUUACAUAAGA
Maylandia zebra (zebra mbuna) is the source of this 945-nucleotide messenger RNA. RefSeq names its product translocase of outer mitochondrial membrane 7 homolog (yeast) (gene tomm7). The record is from RefSeq and is a predicted model, not a curated record. Gene Ontology annotation, biological process: protein import into mitochondrial matrix. Lineage: Eukaryota; Metazoa; Chordata; Actinopteri; Cichliformes; Cichlidae. Gene Ontology annotation, cellular component: mitochondrial outer membrane translocase complex.